Molecule: messenger RNA, 1632 nt
Organism: Mercenaria mercenaria
Lineage: Eukaryota; Metazoa; Mollusca; Bivalvia; Venerida; Veneridae
Exons: 6
Coding region: 5-643 (212 amino acids)
Source: RefSeq, a predicted model, not a curated record
UAGAAUGCCCUGGCCCAGCAUUUUCAAACAGAAGAUAUUCAGGAAAAACAUCGGUGUACAAAUACAGAAAAACGCAGCUAUGAAGACAAAGUAUCUGCCACUAACAGUUCUUCUUUUAUGCAUUCUUGAACUUUCAUGCGGGUAUAUCAAUGAGAGGGAGUAUCAUAUCGAGAGAACCAAUAAUGGGCAAGAAGAAGAAAUAAAAAUUACAGACAGAAAUGGUCAUUCAGUGGCCAAUAUUGGCCUGAAUUUGGAUGAAGAAUAUCAAACUAUUCUGCCAGAUGAUUCGUACGUUUGUCUGAUCGCACGCCUCGAUAUGAGAAGUGAUAUUUCUGUGUGUUAUGAUCGAGUUCCCUUUCCACCAGGCCUCGAAGGUAUCGAGUCGAAAACUGAAAAAUGCGGAGACCGUCCUAUAUUUCUCCUGGCCAAACGUGACUGUUCUUCCGUUGAAGGAACUGAUAGGGAGAAACGGUCGACUCGAUGUUCUUAUUACGAAUACCCUGUCACCGUGUGUGUUGAAGAGGAAUCGUACUGCAAGAAAAAUGGCUGGCUCUUCCGUGCUGGAAAAUGUAAAAUUUGGGGAAUAAGAUGCAAACGAUCCGAAGUAACUUACAGAAAGGCUAGGAAUUGUCCUCUGGUCUAACAAAAUACUGAUUUCCUUAGCAUGGUUCAUAGCCUUAAUUCAUUUCGAAAAAAAAAAAGAAGAAAAAAGACAAUCUGCUGCAACCGUUAUCAUUUUGUUUUUGUAUAAGUCUGACUGUGUAUUCUGGUAUUGUAUAAAAUGUUUCAUAAUCAGUUUUCUUUUCUCCAUACCGAAUAUGUCAGCUGUCGGUGAUUGCUAGAUGGACUAUAUUUAGGUUUUACAUUACAUAGUGAAGUCAUUACGUCAUGUUCUGACGGAUAAAACGUUUAAAGGUAAUUAAUCACAUUUUGAUCAAGUAAUGGAACCGCUCUAAAGUUUAAAAAUGACCAGUCACAGUAAUUUGUGUUCACUUAGUGUGUCAUACAUAUUUGAUUGUCACUGCAGGUAUUCUUAAAAUUUCACUAACCUAUACUGGUUGACCAACCAAGAUAGUUAUUUUAGCAUAUGUUUAAAGCUAAUAAACAUAGUUUGUUUCUCAAAGCAAUGAUAUGAAUAUAAAAUUUGAUAAGUUCUGUUUGUCAAAGAUUUACAUUGAUAGAUAUAUAUCAAGCUUAAAUUUAUAAGAAUUGUAAUCCUGUAAAAUUAUUAUUACCUCCCUUGACCUACCGGAUGGUUUAGAUAAACGAACUCGAAAGGUACACACUGUUUAAGAUUUGGGUUUUGGUUCAGACUGUUGAAAUGUACCAAAAUCUACAAAAUGUUAAUAUAAAACUAGAAAAUAUAUCUAAAUAAAAAGAAAUAGUCUGUAUUUUUGAUAUUUUAUAUCAAGGUGGAUUGGGCCUAAUUUGAAGUCUUGGGUUCCGUUUUGAUAUUUCUGUAACUUUUUUUCCCCUGCAAACCUUCAAACACAACCAUUGACGUCCAUUUUUGAUGAACCACGAUUUUCUGUUCAGUCAGCAAGGAACGAUUUGCUUGUUACUCAUAAUAUUCCAACAGGUAUCUAAAUAUAUAAUGGAUCAUUUUGAUGAUUAAAAAUUUUAAACAGAAUA